AGCUAUCGUGACAGCUCGGUGCCUCUCUAACCGGAGAGACUGCGUAAUGUUAGCCGCUAGUGUUAGCAUGCACCGCUGCUCAAACGGCAGAGUCAGACCAGUGUUUACCGUCAGAGUCCGACACUCGGAGCAUUAGUUGAAGAAGAGAGGUUUUCCACUGACAUGAAAAUGAAACAACGGGAAGAUUUAUUUUAACUCUAAGCCGUUUGAAAACGAGUCUGGCUGACUUAGCUAGCUAGCAUGUUGUCAGGCUAAGGUCAAGAAGCUGUCCAAUCUGACAGCUAACGCUAACUAACAUGGUACCGAUUCUACAAACGGGAUAUGUAGGAGACAGCCACGCCAAUAGCAGGUAACAUCAGCUCCGGUUCUGACCGCUGGAAACGGGGCUGUGUCGCUCACAAGAUUUCCAACAAGAGGAAGUGGUGACCCUGCCUAACUGACACCCUGCUUUCCCUGCCGUCCCCCCAUCUCUGCCCCCCAGCCCCGUGUCCUGAUUGGAUCUCCGUGGUGCCGGCGGUGGAUUGGAGCACUCUGAUUGGGGGCUUUGCGAGGUGGUUUUUCGGUCUGGCGCCGCCUCCCCCCGGGGCCGGCGUGCGCUCCCAGCAGCCCGUGGUGCCCUGCGCCCCCCCGUCCCCGUCACUGCACACCCGAGCCCAUGCCCAGGGAGGAGGCGCGGUGCGUCCGCCAGGAGCCAUGUGCCUCCCUCACACCAACAACAUGGACAGCAAGCUGCAGGGGGCGGGCACAGGGGGAGGGGCUUCACUACGACCACGAGCAGGAGGCGUUCCACUGGAGCCUUUUAUACACCAGGUGGGCGGUCACACCAGUAUGAUGCGUUAUGAUGACCACACGGUGUGUAAGCCUCUCAUCAGCAGAGAGCAGCGCUUCUACGAGUCCCUGCCUCCUGAGAUGAAAGAGUUCACUCCAGAGUAUAAAGGUGUGGUGCUGGUGUGCUUUGAAGGUGACUCUGACGGUUACAUCAACCUGGUGGCCUACCCCUAUGUGGAGAGCAAUAUGGAGGGAGGAGCCGGCGAGCAUGAGGAGCGUGACCCCCCAGAGAGGGAGCAGCCGAGGAGGAAACACUCCCGCCGCAGCCUGCAUCGCUCCUCAUCCACCUCUGAACACAAGGAGGAGCGGCCCGAUCGGAGGGAGGCGCACGACACAGAGACCUCGGAUAAUCUGGCAGAGCUGAAGAGCCCGAGACUCGACCCAAAGGUCCUCUCAGAUGUUCCCUUUCAGAUGCUGGACUGGAACAGCGGUUUGACGUCAGAGAAGAUCAGCCACAAUCCCUGGAGCCUUCGCUGCCACAAACAGCAGCUCAGCCGCAUGAGAUCUGAGUCCAAGGACAGAAAGCUCUUCAAGUUCCUGUUGUUAGAGAACGUGGUGCACCACUUCUCUUACCCCUGCAUCCUGGACCUGAAGAUGGGCACCCGGCAGCACGGAGAUGACGCCUCGGAGGAGAAGGCAGCCAGGCAGAUAAGGAAAUGCGAACAAAGCACCUCAGCGACGCUGGGAGUCAGAGUAUGUGGCAUGCAGGUGUACCAGCUGAACACCGGUCACUACCUGUGCAGGAACAAGUACUACGGCCGCGGCCUGUCGAUCGAAGGCUUCCGCCAGGCCCUCUACCAGUACCUGCACAACGGAAAGGGCUUGAGGCGGGACCUCUUUGAGCCAAUCCUGGAUAAGCUUCGCACCCUGAAAGCGGUGCUGGAGAGGCAGGCAUCCUAUCGCUUCUACUCUUCCUCGCUGCUCAUCAUCUAUGAGGGAAAGGAACCCGAGAGCCCCUCUGUCUGGCAACCGAAGACCUCCGUGUCACCCGCAGAGUCCCACUGUGGCCCGGCCCCCGAUGCACCCUGUGAAACGGACAUGAGCCAGAAGCCAGACACAGGAUCCCUGCCCUCUCAGGGGUCUGGACUGAUGGCUCCGGCCUCCCCAUCACCUUCCCCUCAUCCUCCCACACAAGCCCCGCCCCCUAAGUCAGACUGCCACUCCUUCCUCCCACGCCCCCCAUCGCCUCAUCCAGAAUCCACCUCCUCGGCUCCCAGUUUAGGUUCCUUCCCCUCUCCCGCUCCCCUGCCCCAGCAGCCCCCCUUGGUGGACGUUCGCAUGAUCGACUUCGCCCACUCCACCUUCAAGGGUUUCCGCGGCGACACAGCCGUACAUGAUGGGCCAGACAGGGGCUACAUGUUUGGACUGGAGAGCCUUGUCCAGAUCCUGGAAAGCCUGCGGGACGACAACCUGUAGCUCCAUCACUCACUUCUGUAUCUUUGUGAGGACCUGAGAAGGUUUGUCUCACAGUGCGGACCAGCCUCACACCCAAAGUAUAACUGGUCCUCACAAAGAUAGACACACACACAUAGACAGACACGCACGCACGCACACACACACAUAUACGCACACACACAGCUGGUUGUGAGAUAGUUCAGGUUGUGCUGUCAGUGCAGUUUGUCUAGCCGUGUUUCCAGCAACAAUCGGCUGUAAAUAUGGAACAUGAUUCUCCAGGACAUUGCCGUGCAACUGCAGGGAAGUGGGACAUUGGAGCCAAAAUGGCUGCCAAUUAAAGAUGAUACGGAGAACCAACAGAUACACUCACAGCUUGUGCUUCUAUUCUUGUGAGGACCUUUGACAUAAUGCAUUCCCUGAACGUAACCACAGCUAAAUGACAACCCUGUAGUCGCCAUGCUCAUCUUUAAAGUAACUUUUGUCUUUCUGGGCACCAUUUUAAUCAUUCUGAAAUUACAGGAUGUGGUGGAGCACCUCCUGAGCUUUCUCCUGAUGGAGAGAUUUAAGACAUUCACAAGUUUCUGUCAGCAGGAACAUGUCUCUCAUUUCAGUCAUUCAGGAGGCUAAAAAUAAGUUAAAAGGAAUGAAGUUGUGGAUGAGAUCCACUUUAAAAUACAGGAACGUCUUUCUGGGAAAGAUUCAAAUUACAGAACAGUCCAGUCUGAAUAGAGCUUUGUUUAUUUUACCAUCACUUUCAGAAUGAUGAGUGUGCAUAGUUGGAAGAGGACGGUUUCUCUGUGUUCGCCUAAAAUCUGUAAGUGAACUAGUUUGAAAAACAAAAAAGGGGCAACAGGUAAAACCAGAUCAGAGCGGAGUACUUAAUGUCCUUUGGUACAAAUCUGGAAACUAGAGCAGGGGCGUCAAACUCAUUUUAGUUCGCACAACCCAGUUUGAUCUCACAUUUUUCAAAGCGUGCAUUUACAGCUAAACAAUAAGUCCAAUUUAAACAGUGUGUAUCAGUUUUUCGUCUUUCUUGACAUUACAUUUGCAUUACAGUUUAACAGUAUUUUUUUAAACACACAACCUUCAUAUGUAGAGGAUUUUGGAGCUAAACGGCAGUCCAUCCUCUGUGCGGAACAGAUGUUUGACACCCCUGAACACGAGAAACGUUCCUCUUUCCUCCUUUCAGUUUUGAAACUGCCUUCUCACACGUUCUGCACAGUGAAAUAAUAAACCAAAGUUGCUCUUUAACCAUAACAAAAUGUGAAGGAUGUCCUCACAAAGAUAGAGGGACACACACGCUCACAGACACACAUCCUGGGAACAGUUGUCUUUGGAGCUGUUUGACAGCGUCCCAGGACACAGCGUCCUGUCUGAUUGGUCAAUCAGCUGAAUCCCACAGACCUCCCACUGAACACAUUUUUUCCCUCACUCCCUGACCUCCCAUCACCUUUUUGUCCUCACUCUUUCUCUACAGAAACCAAAUCUAGACAGGUGAACAGAACUCAUGCUCAGAAAAACACCCAAGAAUCUGUGAAAGCAAUAGAUGGCAAACUCCCCCCCCAAAUAAAAGAGACAUAGAAGUAGGCUUCAGGGAGAGAGCAUAGAUGCAUUUCAAAAUGUUGUAUGGCCAUUUUUUUGUUUUUCUUUUAAUUUUUGUUUUGUUUUUGUAUUAUUUUUUUGUUUCGUUUUUGUUUUUUUGGAGAUUGAAUCAGGAAAAACACGAGUAGUCGGUGUCCUGUGAAAUCAUCCUCGGGGUUAUUGGAAGCAUAAGUGUCACUUUUCCAAAUCUGGUGUUGGUGAUGCUUGAGCCCCUUUCAGACACGUGUCGCUUUAACAUGAGUGUUCCUCACGGUUUCUUUACAACACUCCCACUAGAAUGAUGGCGAGAGCUAAAAGUACAACACAAUGUUUACUGCAUCAUAGAAAAACCCAGUAUUGUGAGCAGUGUAAUCGCACUGCCGUCUUCCAUAAGAGCAGCGUCUCUGUGCAUCUGUGAGCACUGCUGAGAAAGCUGUUCCUGGCCCUCUUUAACCUUACUACAUUAUAUAAACUGAGACCUCUACAUGUCAGAGCUGUUUAAGUUAUUCUGUUGAGCGCUAAGAAAGUCACAUACAGGACUUUCGCUCCGUCUGUGAGUGUCUGAAAGGGUGCUUCAGAUCUGUAUUCUUAAUUUAUUAUUGUCAACAAAUGUCAUGAAAAAAAUACCCAAAACACUGAGACAUACCUUCCUUAUCCUGUAGAUACUCACAACAGCAGGUGUGUCAAACUCAUUUUAGUUCAUGGGUCACAAAAUGCCCAGUUUGAUCUCAACUGGGGCCAGACUGUUUAGACCAUACAUCUAAGACACUUCUGCAGCCCCCCCCCCCCCCCCCCCCUUUUUUUUUAAGUGCAAAAGAAGUCAAUUCUGACAACAGAUGAGAUGUUUUAGUGAUUUUUGGUUUUAAAAUUUGAUUUCUUUACACAAAAAAGUUUUAGAGAUUUUAUUUUUUUGUAAACAAAACAACAACAUAUUUUUCACUUUCCAGACAUCAUGUCAUCAGAACUCCAGGAGUAGAUGAUUUAUUUAUCGUUUCAAUGGAAAAACAGUAAAAUCGGGGUAGAUUGCGCCUUCUGGCGGACUUGUUCUGGCCUCUGGGCUGCAUGUUUGACACCCUUGCAGCUACAGCUAGAAAUGAGUCGUCCCCAGCAAGAGCGCUGUUUACACCAGUUACAUUAAUAACAUUUAGAAGAAACUCAAGUGUCUGCACGCUUCCCCUUAAAAACAUAGUAAAUGUGGGAAUAGUAGUAGUUUAGUGGCUAUUCUUGAGCUUCCUCAGAUGAUGGGGUUGCUGAUUCCUUAUUUUAAGAACUUUUCAUUGAUGUUUUAAAUACGAACCUACGACCUUUUGAUUGCCUAAAAUGAUGUCCCCACAGGGUCAAGUCUUGUGUGUAAGGGGUCAAGACUUGGACUUCUACUCAUAACACAUAACACUUAAGAUGGCCUGAACAUGCUAAAGCAAAAUAAAAAACUAAUGCUCAUGGGCUUGGUUGCUCUAAAAAGAGAAACUUCACAAAUCUCGCUAAUUUGUUGACAAUAAUGAAAAAUAAAGAAUAACAACAGCCUAAUUCUUUAAGGCUGGGUGAUGUGGCUGAAUAACCAUAUUCAGCAUAUAUUAUACACAGAUGAGUGACAGAUAAAAGGAAAAAUAUGCACACCUACAAGAUCUGGUGAGUGAGAUUUGGUGAGGUUGUCCUUUAAUUUGUCACCCUUCUGUAUUUCAUAACACAGAAAACAGGCAAAAUCACACAGAAGUAUUAAAUUCAUGUUCAUUGAGCUCUUUUUUUUUUCAACUUUUAUUUUUGAAGCUUUUAUUCUAUAAAAAAUAUUUUUAUAGAUGAAAACACUGAAUUAUCACCCAGCUCUGUCUCAAAAAUAAUAUUAAAUAUAUAUAUAUAUUUAUUCCCUCUGAUUGGGCUACCGAUAGCCAAUUGUAUUUGUCCAUUUAUGUCUCUCCAACUGGUACCUGAGGCUGGGCUUGAUGCAGCACUGCCCCCUGCUGGACAGCCACAGGAACUUAACCCCAGGAGCUGGAAAGAGAGAGAGAGAGAGAGCAAAUAUGAAUAUUGUAUUUUUGGUUUAUGAAGGUGAUAAUUUAUUUUUUUAUCCUGCCUUUACCUAAAAUCUGUGGGUACAUGUUCUUGUCUUUUACAUGGCUCCCCCACCCCCUCUCAAUGUAUAAAAGUUUAAAGAAAUUUAGUGACUCUGAGACAUGGUGUGUGUGUGUGUGUGUGUGUGUGUGUGUGUGUGUGUGUGUGUGUGUGUGUGUGUGUGUGUGUGUGUGUGUGUGUGUGUGUGUGUGUGUGUGUGUGUGUGAGAGAGAGAGAGAGACGUUGGGAGCAUUGUUAACAGUGUUUUUGGAGCCAGCUGAAGUCUGAUUUAUUUACCAGAUUUCAGACUUGAGUCGGCUUGCUGAGCUCCUGAGCUGUUUGUGGGACACUCAGGUGUGUGUGAGCGUCAGAGCCAUCUUCCGUUUCUUUCACUUCAUGUUAAGGGAGCUGGUGAAGAACUGCAUGCACAUUAACGCCCUCCUGUUUGAGUCUGUUUUCACCACCACAUCAGACCGCCCUCGUUCCAGUCGUCUCUGAGUCUCAAGGGGCGAUGGGUCCACGCGUCCUCUCAGAUCAUGAGAUUUCAUCAUGGAUAUUAGCCUCAGUGAUUGAUCGGACUUGUUUAGCAGCAUUCUCUGCCUCUGCCAUCGUCCUGACUGUUUGUUUAGAACAGUGAAACUAAGUGAGAUUAAAUCUUUCCAGAAGCU
Maylandia zebra (zebra mbuna) is the source of this 6521-nucleotide messenger RNA. RefSeq names its product inositol hexakisphosphate kinase 1 (gene ip6k1). Gene Ontology annotation, biological process: phosphatidylinositol phosphate biosynthetic process; inositol phosphate biosynthetic process. Lineage: Eukaryota; Metazoa; Chordata; Actinopteri; Cichliformes; Cichlidae. The record is from RefSeq and is a predicted model, not a curated record. Gene Ontology annotation, molecular function: inositol hexakisphosphate kinase activity. Gene Ontology annotation, cellular component: cytoplasm; nucleus.